CAAGUAAUUCAUAACACACUAACUAUUAAACUUUGAAAGAAUGGUGGGCAAGAAAUCAGGGAAGGCGCUUCUGCGCGAGGAAGGUCUCCAAAGAACUGACAAUGGCAUGAAGCAAUCGAGCUGGCCUGAAAUCCAGAUGAUCAAUCAAAAAAACUAUUAUACCGAUUACAUGAAGCGCGAUGACCAACACCUUGCGCUCCGCCUUCAGAACGAAGCCAAUCGAGACCGCAUGAUACGGAAUGCAAAGGACAAGGACAGAGCGCUGGCACGUACAGGCGAUACCGAUGUCCCAAUUCCCAUGGGCGUGGACGGCGAGGAAGAUGACGAGAAUGCAAUCAACGAUGGUCUUGAUCCCUCGAAGAUCAUUGUCAUUCAUGCCGGUAGCCAGAAUCUCAGGAUUGGGCUUGCGGGUGAUGCUCUUCCUAAGACCAUCCCUAUGACAAUCGCUGCGAAAUUUCCAACGAACGAAUCCGAAACCUGUGAACCGAGACCCAAGCGUCAGAAGCUAGAUGCUCACCCGGAGCAGCAAUUCGGGGAGGAUUUUACGAAGAAGUUCACAAAGAUGUCAAAUGAUCUGAAGAUUGAUAUGCGUGCGAACAAGCGCAAGGUUCUGCCUAAUUCGAAAGAGUUGGUUAUCAAUUACAAUCGACGUAUCGACCCCGAGAAAAUCCCAGAGCAUAAUGAUCCUAUGCGAAUCGAGUGGACAGAUGUCGCGAAAGAUGAUCCCAAGGAUCAUGGGACAUUCUUUACUGGUACGGAAGCUUUACGAAUCCCAGACGAAUCAGAACCCAAGUACAAGGUCUUCUGGCCUAUCCAACACGGGUGGGUCAACGAGAGUGAUUAUAUGAGCAAAUCACAUCUGUGGGAUGAUCUAGAGUCCAUUUUGGAGUCUGCUAUACGGAAAGAUCUGGGAUUGAAUCAUAGAAGCGAGUGGCCCCAGUAUAGCUGCGUCUUCGUUAUCCCGGAUCUGUACGACAAGAAAUAUGUCGAGACAGUACUAGAUUUCUGCAUGAAGGAAUUUGAAUUCAAGCAGGUUGCUUUCAUUCAAGAGAGUCUUGCGGCGACUUAUGGUGCGGGGUACUCCACUGCAUGCAUUGUCGAUAUCGGUGCACAGAAAACCUCAAUCUGCUGUGUCGAAGAUGGCAUGUGCAUCGAGGACUCGAGAAUUAACUUGAAGUAUGGUGGCUACGAUGUUACGGAGACGUUCAUGAAGAUGAUGCUUUUCGAUCACUUCCCUUACCAAGAAAUCAACAUGAAACGGCGUUAUGAUUUCCUUCUUUCUGAAGAACUCAAGACCAACUUCUGUACGAUGAGCCAGGCAGAUAUAUCUGUUCAACUCUACGACUUCCAUCUCCGUGCUCCAAACCAACCUACUCGCAAGUACCAGUUCAAGACUUACGACGAAGUCAUCUUGGCUCCAAUGGGCUUCUUUGAUCCCUCAAUUUUCGACAAUAGCGAAAAGCUUAAGGGACGCCACGAAUUCAUUGACCGUUCCUAUAACGCGUAUGAUCCAGAUAUGCCAGAUGACCCUACUUCAGCAGCUCAAUUGGCGAUUUUAACUAGUAUCAAGCCGUCACUCGCCACUCCUGCCAUAGGAUUCUCUUUCAAUGGCAAUGGUAAUCUCGAUGCCGCUACGCCAUCCAAGGAAAAACCAAAUCCUCUCGGUUUCUUCCGCAACGAUGAUACUAACGGCAAUUCACGUGUCACUUCCGCAGCAGCAUCUCCAGCUCCAGAAGGUGCAAAUACUCCCGUCCCAUCCGGUCCAUUCGUCGUUGGCGCCAAUGGUACAAAUGGCGGAUCUCCUGGCCCAAGCGGCUCAAUAUUCCAAUUCGGCAAGGGUUCUCAUAACAGCGGCACACCUGUCCCUCCUCCUGGCAUGUUCGUCGACCCACAGGCUCGGACACAAAAAGACUUCGCUGCUGAGCGAGACCUUGUUCUCCCUAUCUCCCCUCUAGAUGUAGCCAUCAACACUAGCAUUACCCACGCAGUGAAAGGCGACGAGAAGAAAACCAAAGAUUUCUUCGGCGGCAUCAUGCUUAUUGGCGGUGGAGCGAAGACCCCUGGUCUAGGGCCCUUCCUCGAAGAGAAAUUGAAGAAACUCCGUCCUGAUCUUGCGGCCAAGCAGGAGAAUCUCCAAGUCGGCACCAGUCCCAGAGAGAUGGAUGGUCAAGUCGUGGUAUGGAAAGGUGCCAGCGUGUUUGCUCGGAUGAAGACUCACGAGAGCUGGGUUGGUCCAGUCGAGUACGAGAGAUUGGGAAGCAGGGUCUUGCCUACGAAGGUUCUGUGGAACUAUUGAGUGAUAGUAGGCUAGGCGUUGGGGAGUAAAGGGCAUUUCUUGGGGUUCUGAUAGCGAUAUUUGCCGGGGACAUAGGGAUGAUGUGUAGGAUCAGAUAGAUAGAGAGUAGUGAACUAAAAGUAUCUUGAUGCGUGGGGCGUUGAUUAGCGACAUAGGACUUAGUAGAUGGCAUUAAUGCGAUGCUUUUCUAGAUUUUGAAUGUCUG
Molecule: messenger RNA, 2501 nt
Organism: Mollisia scopiformis
Lineage: Eukaryota; Fungi; Ascomycota; Leotiomycetes; Helotiales; Mollisiaceae
Product: actin-like ATPase domain-containing protein
Exons: 3
Coding region: 41-2296 (751 amino acids)
Biological process (GO): double-strand break repair; regulation of DNA-templated transcription
Cellular component (GO): Ino80 complex
Source: RefSeq, a predicted model, not a curated record